Messenger RNA from Cucurbitaria berberidis CBS 394.84, 468 nucleotides. RefSeq lists its product as uncharacterized. Bases 1 to 468 code for a protein of 155 amino acids. The transcript is spliced from 2 exons. Lineage: Eukaryota; Fungi; Ascomycota; Dothideomycetes; Pleosporales; Cucurbitariaceae. The record is from RefSeq and is a predicted model, not a curated record.
AUGCCCGGCCUACUUGACAGUCGAUGGCGAUCUUCCACAAACCACUCCAAAGACAAGGAUAGCAAUGAUCAUGUCGCUGUCCCAAGCUUCGGCUUCACCAUGCCAGUGUUUACGCCCAUCAAGAAGUUGCCGCGAAAGGAAGUUUCAGCACUGCCUCCGACACCGCUCCCCUCGUCAUAUGCAGAAAAGGAUCCAGUUAAGAAGCUGGCCAUUGUGUCUGAGCUUCCUUCUCAGCAGCUCAUGUCUCCCAAAGUCAAGAACGAGUGCAAACCACAGUCCAAGGCUGACAUAGCCGCGGCCACUGCUCGAGAUCGAUUGGAAGAGAUACUGGGGCAACGUCGUAAACGUAUCCUCCCCUCCACUGCCACUGAGGCGGUCGGGAAUGGACUUAGUAUGUCCUAUGGAGGCUAUGCUAAGGUCGAAUUCCAGAAGGAACACUUCGAACUCUGGUGGCAUUCUGAAGUAUAG